This is a messenger RNA of Racocetra persica, 384 nucleotides long. The record is from the annotation of a GenBank genome assembly. NCBI's taxonomy places the organism in Eukaryota, Fungi, Glomeromycota, Glomeromycetes, Diversisporales, Gigasporaceae.
ACCAGUUUAAAACCAAAUAAUGAGCUUAAUAAAUUCAUUGAAGCAAUUAUAAGUUCUGAUUUGGAGCAGUUGCCCGAAAAUGAGCCACUCCGAAGUUGGCACAUCAAUACUGAUACUAUCCCACCCAUUGUGUUAGAACAUUUUCUAUCUGAGUUCAAACAACUUCGUAUAAUUAAUGAUAAAUAUAGAUUUAUUCUUCCUGAUGAUGCUAAAAUUUGCACAUGUGCUACUCUUUCGAGACAUCUUGGAAAUGAAGAAAAUUGUAAACCAGACAGAACUGUAAGAUUAAAACUUGAAAACAAUCAGUUCAAAAUUCUAUACGUAGAAGGUGCAAACCCAGAAUUGAAAGGAAGAAAGCAUCAAGAAGACGCAGAAAAACUCUAG